Messenger RNA from Cucurbita pepo subsp. pepo (vegetable marrow), 1980 nucleotides. RefSeq names its product protein NUCLEAR FUSION DEFECTIVE 4. The record is from RefSeq and is a predicted model, not a curated record. NCBI's taxonomy places the organism in Eukaryota, Viridiplantae, Streptophyta, Magnoliopsida, Cucurbitales, Cucurbitaceae. Gene Ontology annotation, cellular component: membrane.
GCACCAAUUCCUUCAACCAUCGUUGGAUUCAACAACUUCCACCCACCCUUAUGGUAUGGCCUACCGGCCACCCCAUUCACCAAGAGCUUUUUCAAUCGCGAUUCACCUCAGCCCAGCGCCAUGAAAAUAAAACACAGAAAACCUCAAAAUUUGCCCCUUCUUCCCGUCACAAAACAGAGAAGGAUGAUGAACCAACCUGGGAAAUGGGUGGCGCUGGUGGCGGCCAUAUGGAUUCAGGCAUUUACAGGCACAAAUUUUGAUUUCCCCUCUUAUUCUUCCAAUCUGAAGGCGGCUUUGGGGAUGUCGCAGGUAGAGCUUAACUAUCUGGCGGUGGCUUCUGACGUCGGUAAGGCCUUUGGGUGGUGCUCUGGCAUCGCUCUCUUGUAUUUUCCUUUGUGGGUGGUGAUGCUCAUGGCUGCUUCCAUGGGGUUUCUUGGCUAUGGCCUUCAAUGGCUUCUCCUUCAAGGGAUUGUAUCUCUGCCUUACUCCAUGGUAUAUCUUCUCUGCUUGUUGGCUGGAUGUAGUAUUUGCUGGUUUAAUACGAUCUGCUAUGUCUCCUGCAUCCAGAAGUUCCCAGCCAAUCGCGCGCUUGCAUUGUCCUUGAUUGUCAGCUUCAAUGGCGUCAGUGCAGCUCUUUACACUCUAAUGGCCAAUGCAGUAGACCCUAAUGAUGCAAGCUUGUACCUUCUCCUAAAUGCAUUGGUUCCUCUCAUAAUCUCUGUUGUUACCUUCCUCCCAAUCCUUCAUCAGCCACCGGCUCAGCCGUCGUCUUCCGAUGCCACCCGCAAUGACUCCCACACUUUCAUCUGCUUAUACAUUACCGCAGUUAUCACAGGCCUAUAUCUAAUCACCUUCAAUUCCACGCCUUCCAGCAAGUACGGUGCCCAACUUUUGUUAGCUGGGGCUUUUGCCCUGUUACUAGUUCCUCUUUGUCUGCCUGGAAUUUGGAGCACUCACAAGUGGUUGUUUCGGAUUGCAUCCACUGGCUUGAGCAGUGUUCUUCACUUUAGAUUCAACCUUGUCAAUCAUGAGCUUCAGCAGGAGCUCAUCAAUCUUGAAACAGAAAGAAGUGGCACGAAUGUCAUCACCCCUUUUGAUUAUAAAGAGAAGGAAAGCAUUUCAAGGAAGAUGAUGGGGAAAGAGAAUUUGACAGUUCUUGAAGAAGAGCAUUCAGCUAAGAUGCUCGUACGACGCUUGGACUUUUGGCUCUAUUUUGUUGCAUACUUUUGUGGUGGGACAAUUGGGUUGGUUUACAGCAACAAUCUUGGGCAGAUCUCGCAGUCACUAGGAUACAGUUCCUUAACAAGCUCACUUGUAACACUCUACUCGUCUUGCUCCUUCUUUGGGCGGCUAAUCUCAGCAGGCCCAGAUUUCAUGCGUGAAAAGGUGCACUUCGCUAGAACGGGAUGGCUAGCCCUAGCUUUAGUGCCAACUCCAAUCGCCUUCAUUUUACUCGCUGCAUCAGGUAGCGAGAUCGCAUUACAAAUUGGCACUGGCUUGAUCGGUCUAAGCUCGGGAUUCAUGUUCUCAGCUUCGGUCUCAAUCACAUCAGAGUUAUUCGGACCAAACAGCUCAGGCGUCAAUCACAACAUCCUCAUCACCAACAUCCCUCUCGGCUCGUUCCUCUACGGCGUCCUGGCGGCAGUUUCAUACGACUCCACUGCCGGAAGUUCAGACCAAACUGCGGCGGCGCUUGGGGACGUGGUGGUGUGCAUCGGCCGAAAAUGCUAUCUACAAACCUUCAUAUGGUGGGCUUGCAUCUCCAUCGUCGGUCUCGCUUCUAGCUUCUUGCUUUUCCGACGGACGAAACCGGCAUACGACCGCCAGUACGAGAGUAACCCAAGCAAGACACAGCCAUUUUAGAUCAGAUACUGAACUUUACAAAAAACAAAAAAUAUAUACAUAUAUAUAUACAUAUAUAUUUAUAUAUUUGUAUAUUAUAAUAUAGAAUUGAAUUGGGAAUUUGAAGAACAGGAAUUG